Molecule: messenger RNA, 198 nt
Organism: Symbiodinium pilosum
Lineage: Eukaryota; Dinophyceae; Suessiales; Symbiodiniaceae
Source: the annotation of a GenBank genome assembly
GUACCUCACCGCGAUGCGUUCCGCCCAGUGUGCCCCUGCAAUUCAUUCCGCCCAGUGUACCCCUGCAGCGCGACGUUUUGGGGCAUGACGGUUUGGAGCAACUGGACAAGGAUGGCCGCAUCGAUGCAAAUCGGAGGUCACUUCAGCAGGGGGAGGCCCCUAUCACCAGCGUAACUUCCGUGUGGCACUUAAGACAGA